CCGUUGUUAUUUCACAUAUUUCAUUCCUCUUUUUCGACCCAUUUUCUCAAAUAUCUUCUGAAUUCUGAUUUACGCUGAAUAGAUUGAAAUCCCCCAGCCCCCAUUUGAUAGUGAAUCCGCAUUUGCCCUAAACCUAGUCUUCUCAUUUGAUUUUCAAGUUUCAGAGUUGAAAUCGCUGCCACAAAUGGCUUCAAGAUCCGCAACGAAAGAUUUGAUCACUCUUCGCGGAUCAGCCGCCAUUGUCAGUGAAUUCUUUGGUUAUGCCGCGAACAGUAUUCUGUAUAAUCGUGGAGUUUAUCCAGAGGAGAGUUUUGCAAGGAUGAAAAAGUAUGGGCUUCCAAUGUUGCUAACUCAAGAUGAAGGUGUAAAAUCCUUCAUCUCAAACCUAACUUCCCAGCUCUCUGAGUGGUUGGAAGCUGGGAAGCUACAGAGGGUAGUUCUUGUGAUCAUGAGCAAGGCCACUGGUGAGGUCUUAGAGAGGUGGAAUUUCAGCAUCGAAACUGAUAAAGAAGUCGUCGACAAGGGAGUUCCAAGAGAGAAGAGUGAUAAGGAGAUAAUGAGGGAGAUUCAGGCAAUAAUGAGGCAGAUAGCAUCUAGCAUUACAUACUUGCCUUGUCUUGAAGAAACAUGUAUAUUCGACGUUCUGGCUUACACGGAUACGGAUUGCACGGUCCCGUUUACGUGGGUAGAGAGCGAUCCUAAGCUCAUUGCCAAUCCACAGAUGGUGAAACUGCAUUCCUUUGAUACUAAGAUUCACAAGGUUGACACUUUGGUUUCAUACAAAAACGACGAAUGGGACGAGCAAUGAAAUCGCGUCACGUCAGAUCCUUCUUGGUUGCUUUGCAUUUGAUGAUGCAAGUCUUAGGGUGUGAAUUAGUUAAGUGUGUGUUGAGACAUGAAUGAGUAGUGGGUGGAUCUUGUGAAUCAUUGAUUCACAUUGAGCUUUCAAUUUUUAAGUUGUAUGUUUCCAAAUCUAUGUUCUAUAUACUAAAAGAAAGUAAUAUCCAAUUUUCCCUCCCAAAAA
Molecule: messenger RNA, 1024 nt
Organism: Salvia miltiorrhiza (redroot sage)
Lineage: Eukaryota; Viridiplantae; Streptophyta; Magnoliopsida; Lamiales; Lamiaceae
Product: mitotic spindle checkpoint protein MAD2
Exons: 7
Coding region: 185-808 (207 amino acids)
Biological process (GO): mitotic spindle assembly checkpoint signaling
Cellular component (GO): nucleoplasm; kinetochore; cytoplasm
Source: RefSeq, a predicted model, not a curated record